Messenger RNA from Tachysurus vachellii, 1690 nucleotides. It is a transcript of the gene spef1, whose product is annotated as sperm flagellar 1. The transcript has 7 exons. Gene Ontology annotation, molecular function: microtubule binding. Bases 291 to 989 code for a protein of 232 amino acids. Gene Ontology annotation, cellular component: axoneme. Gene Ontology annotation, biological process: regulation of cytoskeleton organization. Lineage: Eukaryota; Metazoa; Chordata; Actinopteri; Siluriformes; Bagridae. The record is from RefSeq and is a predicted model, not a curated record.
ACAAAACAAUAUUUUACGCAUAAGUAUUAAAUAUUUUCAGCAUUAAAUGCUGAAAGGGUCGGUGUAAUUUUUGUUACUGUUAAAGAAGUCUCUGGCUGUUAGAUGGAGAACUAAAAAACUGGCUGUUUUGCUGGAUGCUAAUUUCUGAAUCGCCUUUUCGUUUUGAGUGUAUUGGCCCUUGUCGUGUGCCGUACUUUGGCUGCCUAGAAACCGGCCUAACAAGCCGACAGGUGCGAAGUUAGAAGUUAGUCUUAUGUUUUUAUCUGCAAAAACAACAAAAAGUACGUCUCAUGAUGAACAAGGAUCUGAGUGAAGAAGCAUUACAGGACCUCUACGCUUGGAUUGAUAAAAUAAAACUCUCCAGACCUAAAAGGAAUAUCUCACGCGACUUCAGUGAUGGAGUUAUGGCUGCUGAACUUGUAAAGCACUUCUUCCCCAAGAUGGUGGACCUACACAACUACACACCUGCACACUCCACUCACCAGAAGCUGACUAACUGGAACAUGCUAAACAGGAAGGUUUUCUACAGGCUGAACUUCCAUGUACCAGAGGACAUUUUAAAGAAGAUCACACUCAACAACCCGGGCAGCAUCGAGCCGGUUCUGUGUGCUCUCAGACAGAAAAUAGAGGAAAGACAAGCAAGGACAGUUUCAUACUGCACAAAGGAUUUAGAAUGCUUUGCCACUGAGAAUGAAAAUGCAAACACAGAAAAUGGCCCAGUCACUCUUGGGAACUCAAACAAGGCACCAGGUCCUGUGAAAAAGACCCAGAAAUCUGACCCUCCUAUAGUGCUAGGUGAAAAUGUAGACCCAGCCUUCCGUUUGCUGUUGGAGGAGAAGGAACUGGCUCUGCAGGCUUUACAGGAGACUGUAGAGAUUUUACAGACAAAAGUGAGCCGUCUGGAGCAUCUGGUUCACCUGAAGGACCUACGCAUUGAGGACCUGACUAAACACUUGGAGAAGUACAAAGCCCGUAACAAUAUUCCAUGAACACCAAUACCAUGAUCACAGUAUGAUCCAUACAGGGCUAAAAAGAAGACAUUUUACCUUUUACCUCCUGAGUCAUCUUGUCUUCCUCACUCUCUUAAUGCUAUCACUGAUGGCAAAAGUGUAUUUAGUCAUUAUAGUUAAUAAUGCUGUAAUAAUAAGAAGAAUGUUCAUCCUGAGUGAUCCUAAGUGUGAGGGGCUUAGUGGCUAGCACAUUUGUAUCACACUUCCAGGGUUGGGGGAUUGAUUCCCAACUCCACUUUGUGUGUCUGUGUGUGGAGUUUGCAUGUUCUUGCUGUGCGUUGGAAGUUUCCUCCAAGUACUCCAGUUUCCUCCCCUAGUCCAAAGACAUACACUGGAGGUUGUUUGGCAUUUCUAAAUUGUGCAUGGUGUGAGUGUGUGAUUGUGCCUUGAGAUAGACUGACAUCAUGGGCAGGGUAUACCCUGGAACCCAGGGUAUGUUAUGAACCCAGAAACCAGAAGGAUAAGCGGUGAAGAGAAUGGAUGGAUCCUGAGCAUUCUUAAAUGUAGCAGAAUCACACUCUACAUACCUCAAGGAUGAAAUUGAAAUUAUUUGAAAUGCUAACAUGUUUCUAUUUGUUUUCCUAAACAUUUUGUUUUGUAUUAUUAUUGCUUCACUAUAUGCUGUAGCUGCAGAUUAUUUGAGUCUGCAAAAUCGCCAUUUAUUAAAUCUGAAAGCUUUG